Messenger RNA from Orycteropus afer afer, 798 nucleotides. The record is from RefSeq and is a predicted model, not a curated record. NCBI's taxonomy places the organism in Eukaryota, Metazoa, Chordata, Mammalia, Tubulidentata, Orycteropodidae.
AUGGAUAGCACCAAACCACAUGACUUGACAGCACCUAUUAGAAAAUCAUUUAAGGAAACACACCAAUCAGAGUCUGAAGGAUGGGAAUCUUCAAAAGAUCUGAGAAGACAGCUUGGACAUUUAGAAUCAGAACUUUCACUUCUAAAUACCAUGUUUGGCAUCAGCAUACGAAAGUACUGUAAGAAAACAGAGGACCUAACAAGCACUAAGAUAACAGAAAAAAAUACAAAGAAAAUUCUACAAAACCACAGAUUAUCAGGAAAUUGUCUCACGGUUACUUUUCAGCUUGAAUUUCAGAUUCUGGAAAUUCAGAAUGAAGAAAACUUAUCUUCUGUUAUUACUGACCUGAAUAUAAUAAUGGAACCCACAGAGUAUUCAGAAUUAAGUGAAUUUGUAUCUAGAGCUGAAGAAAGAAGAGAUCUUUUCAUGUUUUUCAGAAGCCUGCACUUUUUUGUGGAGUGGUGCGACUAUCGUAAGCGCACAUUUAAACAUUUCAAGGAAAAAUAUCCAGAUGUUGUGCAACUCCCUGAAGGCACCGCCUCUAGCUGCAUGGGAAUCCAGAGCCCCAGCUGGCCUGGAUUUGAAUUAGUAAUCGUUUGGAGGAUACAAAUAGAUGAUGAAGGGAAGGUUUUGCCAAAGCUGGAUCUUUUAACCAAAAUCCCACUGGAAGCCCUGGAGCUGGAUAAGAAGAAAAUCAUAGAAAGUGCUCCACUCAGCUUCCAGACCCUGCUACGAGUGGUUGGAAUUGAAGCUUCUCUAGAAACCCUGAUAAAAUUAUUUUUCAACACAAAAGAAUGA